This is a messenger RNA of Strongylocentrotus purpuratus (purple sea urchin), 2037 nucleotides long. Its product is annotated as UPF0686 protein C11orf1 homolog. NCBI's taxonomy places the organism in Eukaryota, Metazoa, Echinodermata, Echinoidea, Camarodonta, Strongylocentrotidae. Gene Ontology annotation, cellular component: nucleus. The transcript has 3 exons. The coding region runs from base 197 to 658 and encodes 153 amino acids. The record is from RefSeq and is a predicted model, not a curated record.
AGCUACUUCUUCGCAAAGCUAUAAGCUGGCUUCGGUGAGAUCAAGACCAUUCUUUCCAGAAUAGACCUUCUUCUAGUAUCUUCAUUACUUUUUAGAUCCUGAAUAGGUCUAUAGCUUGGUUUAGCUAGAUCAACAGCUGUUUGUAACGGGCUGUAUUUCAUCGAAAGCUUGUCAUUUUCCGUUCUAAAAAACAGACAUGGCAUCGGGAGACGAGGUAGCGUUUCGCUCCAUGGUUCGCGGCUCAGGUCUGGGGGAGGUAUGGACUCACACCACCGACCUGGAGAAGUUCCAGCAGUAUGGAUGGAGGACCACCACUAAGGAAGAUUGUUAUACUCCGGAUACACUGAUAGGAAACUGGAAUGAAGAGAGGUUUGAUAUCAAGAGGAUACGAGUACCAAAGAGUUUGCCAUCACAGUAUGACCACUAUUUUGACACAACCCAGAAAUCAUCUUAUGUCAGCGGUCCCAAGCCAGUCCCUAAACAUAUCCUUCAUUUAGCAGCCCGUGAAUCUAGAUCCUUCCCUGCCUCCCAGCCAGAAUUAGACCCUCCAGCAGUGAAAGAACGUUAUAACUCAUUCGAGACCACAUCUAGAGCUUCAUACGUUGACCCAAAAUUACGGAAAAAUCCUGUUCAUCAGACGGAAACUAGCCAACGAUAAAAGCCUUAACGUAUAAACCGUACUGAACUUAUUCGCUGAGAGGAGCCAUCAUGUAUUCAAUGUUGAACCAAGCCAAUGAGAGAAGGUUGUAUAAACACAGCAACGAGCCUAGCUUACAGCCAAUAGGAGAAGCCGUUACAUACACAUUUCAGACAAUUGAAGAACAUGUUACGCACAAAUGUUGAUAAGAGAAUUGAUUAUAGUUAUGAUUAACAUUCAGAAUACUUAUUUUCUCUUUUUGUAUCUCCUUUACUUGGUAAUCCCUGCCUUCUGUUCAAUUAUUAUUAUGUAAAGUUUCUCAUAACUGUUAGAAAGAGGUAUUGGCCAAAAUGGUUAUGUACAUGUACAUGCAUGUAUACUGUACAUACCGGUAUCCAAAUUGAUACAUUAUACAUGUACAUGUAAGUGCUCUUAUUUAUGUUAUUAACAUUAGCAAUCAUGCAUGAUAUUACGAACAAUGAUAUGCAGAAGUAAGAUGUUCAUUAUCUUCAGGUGUAGUUCAUUCACAAAGUUUGUAUGUCGUGCUGUUACUAUCAUCGAGUCACCAACAAUUACAACCAAAACCAUGUAUGACAUUGGAUAUAUAUAUUGUUGUAAAGUAUUGUACUUUUCAAAUCAAGUUGGAAAAAGUAUGAAGGAAUUUCUCAAAAUAUAUAUUUUCUACCUGAUUAAUAUAUACACUUUGUACAGGGUGCCCUAGAUUUUUAAUAUUUAUUUCAACAAAUCAUGUUUUUUCACAUUUUUUAGAGUAAGGUAAAGUUGCUCUUCUAAUAUGCAUACAAAUUGAAUUGGAGAAUAGAUUUGGUAGGUGAUCGCUGUUGUACGAGUCAUGGAAAGUGAAUAGUAGUCCUAUUGUCUCUAAUUUCAACAAUCAUGUAAUUUUAGAAUGAUUCUAAACUAACAACAAAAUCACUGCAAUAAAUCAGAACAUUGAUGUGGUAUGAAAAUGAACUUGAUUUUCUGAAAGUCUUUGUGAUUAUGUUUUCUUUCGUGUAUAUUACAUGUAUCUUUAGAUUACAAAUGUAUGUUUUCAAAUGCAAUAGGAUAAUGAUAAUGUUAUAAUUCAUUCAAAUCACUAUAUCACAUUGUCUGUUAAGAGUCAGAAGGGCAUUAACUCUGCAUAAAAGUAUAUGAGAUAAUGUCAAUCUGGCUCCAAACUAUAUGAUAUAGUGGCUUGAAUAUUCAGCUAAAAAAAUUGCUGCAGAAUACUACAACCACCGCCACGUUGAUCAAAGUUUUAAAUUUUGAUAUUGUUAGAUAAACAUGCAUGCACACCAUAUGUAUCAAUAUAAUCAUUUCUAUGCAUGCUGGAAUUAAAUUUUGUGGAAUUGCUGUAAAGUUUUUGAAAAAUAAACAUGAAUGUUAUAUUGAAUACAAAA